CGGUCAAUUUCGUGCUGCGCAACCGUUCCAAUGACAAAUGUCCAAAUCGACAAGAAUUCAGUAACUUAACAGUAAAGUUAUAAUAUACUCUUUACUACAAUUAUUUCAUAAUUUAGGUACCAAAAUAAAAUUGGCCAAUAUGAAUAUUCAGACUUUAGUCUUCAGUGUUGCUUUGAUAAUGUGCAGUUUGAAAUCAGGUUAUUCCCUUGAAUGCUACACGUGCAAUACCACCACACUUUCAAAGCCUACUGAUAAUCCUUGUAAAGGAUUGGAGACUGUAACAAAAUGCCAGGAUCCUGCACAAUGUUUAACUGCAACUUAUUUGUACGAAGAUAUCAGUGCCAAUAUAAAACGAUAUACUACAAUAAAAUCAUGUUAUGCUCUCAUGAAUGGUCAAGAAUGCGACAACUUCCUGAAGAAUUUGAAGACCAUGAGUGCACCAUCAGCUAAAAUUGAAUAUUAUGAGAACAAGUGUACAGUUUGUCAGCAAGGGACAGGAGGGCCCUGUAACAGAUCUUCUGCAGUGUUGAUAAUUCCAUCUACCAGUAUGCUUCUCUUCUUCGUCUCUUAUAUGUUGCAGAAAUUAUUUUAAAUACUCAAAAAGGGUAAUAAAAUAAAAAGGUUAGGUAUUUCAAUUUUUUGUUACUGCAGGGGAAAAUAAAGUUAAGGGUUGCAAGAUU
Messenger RNA from Leptinotarsa decemlineata (Colorado potato beetle), 680 nucleotides. RefSeq lists its product as uncharacterized. Lineage: Eukaryota; Metazoa; Arthropoda; Insecta; Coleoptera; Chrysomelidae. The record is from RefSeq and is a predicted model, not a curated record.